CUAAUUAUUAUUUUCCCUAUCUCCCGUUUAUAGCUCUGUCUUGUGUUCUCUCCUCGAGCCCUAGCUUCCUGAUCAAUCGUCACCCUUGUCGAUUUCUCCAAACCCUAAUUCUGAAUCAGAAGAGAAGUUGGAUGCUGAAAAUAUGAGUUCAUUCUCGAUCACUCGAAAGAAAACGCCAUUCCAGAAACACAGAGAAGAAGAAGAAGCUCGGAAGAAGAAAGCGGAGGAUGAAACGGCUCGUUUGUAUCAAGAAUUCGUGGAAUCGUUUCAAGGGGAUAAUGCAACUACUAAGACUUUUGUUCGAGGUGGGACGAUAAAUCCUGGUGACAAGCCUAAGGUUGAUUCUGAAGGUGAAAAGUCCAAAGAUGGGGGUUCGGUUUCAAAGAAGGGGAGUAGGUAUGUUCCCUCUUUCCUUCCACCACCACUGGCAUCUAAGGGUAAAGAACCAGAGAAGAAGAGGGAGGAGGAGAGGCCUAGGGAGAGAGAAAAGGGAAAGACUCGAAAUAUAGAUCAUUUCAUGGAGGAGUUGAAACGUGAACAAGAAAUGAGAGAGAGACGAAACCAGGAUCGUGACCGUCAGGGUGAUAACUCGCCAUCUAGCCGCUUUGAUGAGCUACCUGAUGAUUUUGAUCCCAGUGGAAGGCCAGGAUCGUUUGACGAUGGUGACCCACAAACUACAAAUCUAUAUGUUGGGAAUCUGUCCCCAAAGGUUGAUGAGAAUUUCCUUCUGCGCACUUUCGGAAGAUUUGGACCCAUAGCCAGUGUCAAGAUUAUGUGGCCAAGAACAGAUGAGGAGAAGAGGCGACAAAGAAACUGUGGCUUUGUUUCCUUCAUGAAUAGGGCUGAUGGACAAGCUGCAAAAGAUGAAAUGCAAGGGAUCAUUGUGUAUGAGUAUGAACUGAAAAUUGGAUGGGGUAAAGCAGUUUCUCUACCGUCACAAGCAUUACCCGCUCCUCCACCUGGACAUAUGGCUAUUCGGAGUAAAGAGGGCUGCAACUUGGUUUUUUCUGGUCAAACGGGUCCACCAAUUAUAACUUCUGUUCCAAAUCAAAAUUCUGAGCUGGUUCUUACCCCUAACGUUCCGGAUAUCACUGUUGUUACCCCUGAGGACGAGCACCUCAGACAUGUGAUUGAUACAUUGGCUCUCUAUGUUCUGGAUGGUGAAUGUGCUUUUGAACAAGCUAUCAUGGAGAGGGGCCGUGGGAAUCCACUGUUUAAGUUUUUGUUCGAGCUUGGCUCAAAGGAGCAUACUUACUACGUCUGGAGACUCUAUUCCUUCGCUCAGGGUGAUACACUUCAAAGGUGGAGGACAGAGCCGUAUAUCAUGAUAACUGGUAGUGGAAGAUGGAUACCGCCACCACUGCCUGUAACUAGGACCCAGGAGCACGAAAAAGAGUCUGCCAGCACAUAUGCAGCGGGAAGAACCAGGCGUGCGGAAGUUGAGAGGACUCUGACCGACCCUCAGAGGGAUGAGUUCGAGGACAUGUUGCGUGCUCUUACUUUAGAAAGGAGUCAGAUAAAAGAAGCUAUGGGUUUCGCUUUAGAUAAUGCAGAUGCAGCUGGAGAGGUUGUUGAAGUUUUGACGGAGUCCCUGACUCUAAAAGAGACAUCAAUUCCAACCAAAGUUGCUAGACUCAUGCUUGUGUCUGAUAUUCUUCAUAAUAGCAGUGCCCGUGUUAAAAAUGCAUCUGCAUACCGAACCAAAUUCGAAGCAACUCUACCCGAUAUAAUGGAAAGCUUCAAUGAUCUGUAUCGAAGCAUAACUGGAAGAAUUACUGCUGAGGCUCUAAAAGAACGGGUUCUCAAAGUACUGCAAGUAUGGGCAGAUUGGUCUCUCUUUUCAGACGCAUACAUACAUGGACUACGAUCCACAUUUCUCCGAUCAGGAGUCUCUGGUGUUACCUCAUUUCAUUCUAUCUGCGGUGAUGCACCUGAAAUAGAGAACAAAAGUUACGCUGACAAUAUGAGUGAUAUUGGGAAGAUCAAUCCAGAUGCUGCACUGGCAAUAGGCAAAGGAGCUGCAAGGCAAGAGCUGAUGAAUUUACCAAUUGCUGAGCUUGAGAGGCGUUGCCGGCAAAACGGACUCUCUCUUGUAGGAGGUAGAGUAAUGAUGGUUGCCCGGCUACUAAGCCUUGAAGACACAGAGAAACAACGUGGCUAUGAAGCCGUGGAUGAAAUUUCAAAGCAUCCGCAAAACCAUUCAACUUGGGAAGAAGUUAAGAGUGAGCGGGAGCAUAUCAAGAACAGCUACGCAGAGGUUGAAAUGAAAGAGCCUAUUAAUCUGGCCACGACAAUACCAAUCCCACAGCCUGAGCUGAAAGCCUUUGUGGGAAAAGAGAAGAAUGACCUCAUAUUGCCAGCUUCAAAAUGGGCGAGAGACGAUGACGAAGCUGAUGAUGAACAAAAGAGGAGCUCCUCUUCAGGAAGUGACAAUACUGGUGGGAUAACUUUCAAGGCCGAUGACGAGGAUCUCAAGGGAAAUGAUUGUGUCCGUGCCCAACCUGACAAUGGAAUGGACGAGGAACAAAGACAAAAGCGUAGACGCAUAGAAGUUGCUUUGAUAGAGUAUCGUGAAACUCUUGAGGAAGAGGGGAUGAAAAACGCCGAGGAGAUAGAGAGAAAAGUAGAAAUCAACAGAAAGAGGCUUGAAGUUGAUUAUGGCUUAUCCAAAUCUAACGAGGGCAACAGAAAUCAGAAAUCAAUCAUAGAGCGGAAGGAGACGCGUGAAGGUUCACAAGAAUCUUCUAAAAAGCGACACCGUGGGGAAAACCAGAGCCAAAGUCCGCCACGGAAAUCAUCAACCAGGGAGAGGGAGAGAGAUCAUGACUUGGAGAGAGACAGGGACAGAGAGAGACAUAGAGACAGAGAUAGGCAACAUGAUUUGAACAGGGAUCGAGACCGACGUGAAAAGAGUUCAAGCCACGAUCGAGACGAUCAUGAUAGAAGCAAAGAGAGAGACAGGGAUUGGCGCAGACGAGGCACGAGAUGAUGAUGAUGUUAUUAGACUUGUUUUCACCUCAUGGUUUGUUCUCUGCAUGACUGGAAGAAUUUAACCUUUUGUGUUUCUAAAUCCAGAAGAUAUGUAGAACUUGUUCUCAGACACAGCUUGUAAUUGUGUAUCCCAAUUUCUGAAAGAUUUCUCACUCA
Messenger RNA from Arabidopsis lyrata subsp. lyrata, 3147 nucleotides. RefSeq names its product protein RRC1. Gene Ontology annotation, cellular component: nucleus. Gene Ontology annotation, molecular function: RNA binding. The coding region runs from base 143 to 2989 and encodes 948 amino acids. Gene Ontology annotation, biological process: RNA processing. NCBI's taxonomy places the organism in Eukaryota, Viridiplantae, Streptophyta, Magnoliopsida, Brassicales, Brassicaceae. The record is from RefSeq and is a predicted model, not a curated record. The transcript has 17 exons.